Molecule: messenger RNA, 2130 nt
Organism: Monomorium pharaonis (pharaoh ant)
Lineage: Eukaryota; Metazoa; Arthropoda; Insecta; Hymenoptera; Formicidae
Exons: 3
Coding region: 474-1742 (422 amino acids)
Biological process (GO): sensory perception of taste
Cellular component (GO): membrane; axon; neuronal cell body
Source: RefSeq, a predicted model, not a curated record
UCUUGGUGGAACAACAUAAAACUUCUUCAUGCUAAUAAAUAUCCGUUAAUGCAAAUUAUACCCGUUUAACUCUCUAUAAUUUCAAGAUUAUGUGUCGACAAAAAACAAAUUAUCAAAAGAAGAAUAUCCGUUUUUUCCGUCUACGUGACAACGCCCAAAGGCCAUAGCCUGGGGUCACAGAUUAAUCUAUUAGUCAGUGCUGGGAUCACGUUUACAUAUGUACGUAUAUUUAUUUAGUAUAUAUGCGUGCGUGCGUGCGUGCAUGCGUGCGUGUACGUAUAUGCGCGUGUGCGUGCGCGCAUGGCUUCUGAUCUCUCUUUUGUACAACUGUUACAUACAGUAUGAAGCAGAAGUCAAAGAGUGCGUUUGUUCAGAUAAAUUUGAUUAUUUUGUUUACGAAAUAUUGUUUACCGAGAAGUUUUAAUGUAAUGUAGUUUGCAAAACGUCGAUUAGCAAGAAAGUAAUAGGCAAAAAUGAAGGAGAUUCAUUUGCCGGUACACAACAACUCGCCGUCGAUAGAGCGUACCUUACGUCCAAUAUCUUACACGUCAUGGUUGAUGGGCGUCGGCGUUGCACGUCCGCUAAAGUGUCCAAAUUUUGUGACGAUAGUCAUACGUAUCAUUCACCUGGUCAUGUGUACAGUGAUUCUAAUAAAACACUUAGAAUACGUUUCGAAUUUUGCAAAUUUUACAUCGGGUGUGUCAAUAAACAAAUUCUUCUUCGUCAUGGAUAAUACGGUAUACGUUGUCUCGACAUAUUACUCCGUUUAUCACGGAAUCAGCCAGUAUGAAUGGUCGGAGCUGAUGGACAAAAUGAAGGAGCUCGAUCGAAAGAUCAGGAGAGAAACGUAUAUGAAUGACCACCCAGUAAGGCACAUGGAAGCAAUAGCGAUUCUUAUAACUUUUACGUGUUGCCCUUUGUUCAUGAUUGUGCACGCCCUGUAUGACUUUAUGCAUUCAUAUAACACUGCCAUGACCGAAUUGGUGUUUUAUUACAUGAUGGCACGAUCGUUAAUCAACAGCUUCAUCUUCGAUGUUGUCGUUUAUGUGCUGUAUUACAGAUAUCAAACGAUAAAUAAGUUAAUUGGUAAUUUGGAUAAACUAUCGGAUGCGCCGUUGAUUGCGCUCAAGAUCAGACGCAUUAGAGAAAUGCAUAAUGAUAUUUGUGAUCUAGUUGUUAUGAUAAACAAUAUUCACGGUCUUUAUCUUCUUCUCUGCUCGGCAAAUUGCUUCUUUAUGGUCACGACCACCCUGUACCAUGCUAUUGUAGUCGACAACUAUAAGGGUAUGCUGAUAUUUUACAUAAUUUCGAUUAUGUACAGCAUAUACUUUGGUCUGAUUUGUUGGAUUUGCGCACUCGUGCAUCAAGAAUUCGAGAAAACCAAGAUAAUUAUGUGCGCAAUUGCAUUGAAAUGCCAAUCUAUGAAGUUUGAUAAAUUGAACGGUACAAGGAAUCAAUCGAGUUUAGAAAUACGACUGUCAUUGGAAGACGCGGACAGCGGGCAAAAUUCUAAUUGGAGUGAUAGUCACGAUUGGAAUUGCGUUGUUACGGAAAAUCUCUUACGUAAAAUUAUGGACCCGGACCAUGUUAAUAACGAAAUUAAUAACUUUUUGAAUCAACUGCAACAUCGUCGUGUAUCAUUUACAGCCUGUGAUUUCUUCGAAAUGAACAAUAAUCUGUUCUGUAAUUUUGUCGGAGUGAGCUUUACUUAUUUAACAAUCUUCAUUCAAUUUACUAAAUAACUCGAAGAUCUAAACGAGAAGAGAGUGCAACUUGUACUGGUAGUUUAUUAAUAGUAUACAGUCGAAAUUCUACAUUGCCAUGGUCUCGGGUAUUGCACUGUGACGUUUAGUAAAAUUAUAGCAUUGUAAAGUAACCCUAUUCUAUUGAUAGGGAGAGAAAGCGGCAUACGCGACGUGAGCAAGCUACAUGGUGAUGAUGCGCGGUAGCGCGGUGGUAAUACGUAUAUCAUGUGCGACAGUGAAGGUAUAGAUUUCCUCUUCCGUGAGGCAAUGGAGAAAGUCCACAAAAGAAACCAAGACAGUUUUUAUUUCCAUUAAAUUAAAAGAAUGGUCACUGAUUUAUGUAAGAAAUCUUAAUAGACAUACGAUACAAAAUAAUUUGAAUAUU